UCAUUCCUGAGAGCAGAAGAAGAGUGAGAGGCACUCACACAGUUUUAGACAUCACUACAGACUGACGCCGUACAACACAGGCUAACCAUCGAAUACUAAACAUAUUUAACUUGACAUGUUCAUAACAACAAUUCCACAAAGCCCAGCAAGGGACGGCGAGGAUCAACCGCGUGGCAAACUGUUAGCAUAACUUUUCUGUUAGCCAGACGCCGUGUGACGUCAGUCUGCUAGCUGUGGUUAGCCGACGUUAGCUGACCUUAGCUUUGCGCUAACCGACCUGUCGGCCGGCGCGGAGCCGCAGCAUGUCGGUGCACUUCGAGGAGCGCAGCGGCGUUGUCCCCUGCAAGACGCCGUGGGGCUCCUGGUACCAGACCAUGGAGGAGGUUUUCAUCGAAGUCAAUGUGCCCAAUGGGACGUCCGGUAAGGAAGUCAAGUGUCAUUUGGGAUCCAGGGACAUCGAACUGCAUGUCAAAGGGAAGGAAAUUUUCAAGGGAAAGUUGUUUGACACAACCAUGUCCGACGAGGCUACAUGGACACUAGAGGACAAGUGUCUCAUCCGGAUCAUUCUGAUGAAGACCAACAGAGAGGCAGGGAACUGCUGGUCCUCCCUGCUGGAGGGGGAGUACUGUGCCAAUGCCUGGGUCCAGGACCAGAUGCAGAGGAAGCUCACACUGGAGAGGUUCCAGCGGGAGAAUCCUGGAUUUGACUUCAGCGGUGCGGAGAUAUCGGGAAAUUUUGCUGGCGGUGGUCCAGACUUUUCCAGUUUACAGAAGUGAGCAGUCUGGUGAAGCCAAACACCUGCAACCUGCUGGAUACGCUACCUUUGUCUAACGAAUACAACUGAGGACCUCACAGCGCCAUCACAAAGAGUCACAAGACAGCGGACCAGACAGUGUAACUAGACUUUAAGGUUUAAAGAUAACAGAUUUCAUCGGGGCAAUUCGAGUUCUGUUUGGCAAGUCACAAUGCUCAUUACACAGGCAGAGCAAUGGUUGAUGGAAACAGUUGUAAAAAGCCUGUGUGUGACAUGGUGGUUUUAAAUAAUGAGAAGAAUGCAAAAGUAAUAGCUUUUCAAUAAAGUUUUAUUGAAAGGUACAAGAACAUAGA
Molecule: messenger RNA, 1107 nt
Organism: Gasterosteus aculeatus aculeatus (three-spined stickleback)
Lineage: Eukaryota; Metazoa; Chordata; Actinopteri; Perciformes; Gasterosteidae
Gene: nudcd2
Product: NudC domain containing 2
Biological process (GO): protein folding
Cellular component (GO): cytoplasm
Source: RefSeq, a predicted model, not a curated record